AUGGGCACGGGCGAUUUUAUCUGCAUUUCCAUGACUGGAGGGGCGCCCUGGGGAUUCCGGCUGCAAGGUGGCAAGGAGCACCAGCAGCCUUUACAAGUGGCAAAGAUUCGAAGCCAGAGCAAAGCCUCCGGGUCCGGGCUGUGUGAAGGGGAUGAGGUGGUUUCUAUCAAUGGCAACCCUUGUGCGGACCUCACCUACCCAGAAGUCAUCAAGCUCAUGGAAAGUAUAACAGACUCCCUCCAAAUGCUCAUCAAAAGACCCUCCAGUGGAAUAAGUGAGGCUUUGAUCUCUGAAACUGAAAACAAAAACCAUGAGCAUCUCACCCAAGAAGAGUAUGUGGAAAGCACCACCCUCCAGAUUCGCUCAGCCACAAACACCCAGUACAGAGAGUUUUUAGUGGCCCCAACCCAGGAUGGAGUUAUCCCAGUUGAGGACCAAGGAAGUGGUCCUGGGUGUUCAGGGUACACGGAGAAGGAAGUCUGCCUCGGUCAGCGUGGGGUCCCCCAAGUCCUGGACUCCCAAGAAGUCUUGACAGAAGAAGUUAUCCUAAGGGAGCCAGCUGAGGCUGGGCAGCCAGGCCCUGUAGUGGAGUUACAACUGUCGCUUUCACAGCCGAGACCAGAGGGUCCUGUGCUGGCUCUCUUGGAAGCUGACAAAUCUCUGUCUCCUGACCCAGACCCGACUUUACAGCCGGAAAAGAUUAUCCACAUCAAUUCGGUCGCUCCUCAGGAGAAGCCAGACCCCUCUCUGAGGUCCAGCAAGAUAAUCCAGCUCUCCAGUGGCAGCGAGCUGAGAGUGACCCAAGGCGGUGGAGCAGAUGAGGCAGAGCUGCCCCGAGUGGAAGUCAUCCUCGAUUGCUCUGACAGGCACAAGGCGGAAGGGCGCUGGCUUCAGCCAGGAAAGGGGUGUGUGGGCUCUCCCGUGGAAGGAGGGCAGUCUGAAGCACCUCCUUCUCUGGUAUCCUUUGCCGUCUCAUCAGAAGCCACAGAGCAGGGAGACGCUGCGCGCUCAGACAAGGAUCAAAGCAGACCACACAAGCACAGAGCGCGACACGCACGGCUCAGGAGGAGCGAGAGCCUAUCAGAAAAGCAGGUGAAAGAAGCCAAGUCUAAAUGCAAAAGUAUCGCCCUUCUCCUAACAGACGCCCCCAACCCCAACUCCAAGGGGGUGUUGAUGUUUAAGAAGAGACGGCGGAGGGCCAGAAAGUACACGCUAGUCAGCUACGGUACUGGCGAGCUUGACCCAGAGGCAGACGAGGAGGAAGAGGGUGACAGAGAGGAUACCUGCGAAGUUGCGUUUCUGGGCACCAGCGAAUCGGAGGUGGAUGAAGAGCUACUGUCUGACCUUGACGACAACACCCAAGUUGUGAACUUUGACUGGGAUUCUGGACUGGUGGACUUUGAAAAGAAAUUGAACCGAGACGACAAGAUGGAGAUGUUGCCGGACACCACGGGAAAGGGAGCGCUCAUGUUUGCCAAGAGGAGGGAGAGGAUGGAUCAGAUCACAGCCGAAAAAGAAGAGGAGAGGGUGGCGGGGGUGCCUGGUGUAGAACUAGAAGCUGCGCAGACAGAUGGCUUGAGAACCGUGACUUCCUACCAAAGGAAGGAAGAAGAAACCGUGAGGGUGCAGAGCGCUGUGAGCAAGAGUUACAUCCAGAUGAGCCCUGGUCCCGGCCACGGGCCACAGCAGAACGGCCUCAGUGGGGCGAUGGAUCCGGCCGAGGUGCAGAGGGCAAUGCCCAUGAACAGAACAGCCAAGCCCUUCCCGGGAUCGGUGAGCCAGCCAGUCACACCUUAUUCGCCCACCCGAAACCUGACAAGUCCCAUCUCUGACUUUCCAGCGCCUCCACCCUACUCAGCAGUCACACCUCCACCAGAAGGGUUCCCCAGAGGGGUAUCCAGCCCUACGGCCGCCCCAGCCCAGCCCCCGCCGUGGCCACAGCCUGCCCCAUGGUCCCAGGUGGCCUUUUAUGAUGCAACUGAGCGAAUAGCCUCCCGGGAUGAGAGGAUCUCCGUGCCAGCCAAAAGAACUGGCAUACUACAGGAGGCCAAGAGAAGAAGCACGACGAAACCCAUGUUUACUUUUAAGGAGCCCAAAGUGAGCCCCAAUCCAGAACUCUUGUCACUUCUUCAGAAUUCGGAAGGCAAACGGGGCACUGGAGCUGGGGGUGAUUCUGGACCUGAGGAAGAUUAUCUCAGCCUUGGGGCAGAAGCAUGCAACUUCCUGCAGGGCUCCUCUGCCAAGCAAAAGACCCCACCUCCUGUGGCCCCAAAACCUGCAGUCAAGUCCUCUUCCUCCCAACCAGUCACCCCAGUGUCUCCUGUCUGGUCUCCAGGAGUGGCUCCCACCCAACCUCCUGCCUUCCCCACAUCCAGUGCAUCACAGGGCCCUGUGGUCUCCUCCAUCAAAAUAGCACAGCCCGCUUAUCCUCCUGCUCGUCCAGCAAGUUCGCUGAAUCUAUCUGGUCCCUUCAGAGGACCUCAAGCCGCAGUAGCCAGUCAGCACUACACCCCGAAGCUAGCAGCUGCCACAUCGGCUGUGAAUGCCCAUGCGGGUGCUGUGGGACCAUCCAAUGAGCUUCCAGGGAUGAGUGGCAAAGGAGCCCAGCUCUUUGCCAAAAGGCAGUCAAGAAUGGAGAAGUAUGUGGUCGAUUCAGACACGGUGCAAGCCCAUGCUGCACGGGCUCAGUCUCCCACACCAUCUCUUCCAGCCAGUUGGAAAUACUCCUCCAAUGUGCGGGCACCUCCUCCUCUGGCCUACAACCCUAUCCACUCCCCCUCCUACCCACCGGCUGCUGUCAGAUCUCAGCCAUCAGCCCCACAGGCCUCCAAAGUGAGCAAGAAAAAGGGCAAGAAGCCCCUCAAUGCCUUGGAUGUCAUGAAGCACCAGCCAUAUCAGCUCAAUGCAUCCUUGUUUACUUUCCAACCUCCAGAUGCAAAGGGUGGUAUCCCCCAAAAGUCAUCAGCCAAGGUCAAUUCGACUCCUACUAUAAAGCAAGCGCUUCCCCCUCGACCAAUGAGUGUUGGCUCAGCCACACAUGGGCAGGCUUCCUCAGUGUACUCAGUGCCAGCCUACCCUUCUCAGCCUCCCUACUUUGCAGAGGCCUCGUCACCUAUCAGCGCGUCCCCCGUGCCUGUGGCUGUUCCCACUUCGCCAAAGCAAGAAGCAGCCUCCUCGUCUUAUUUUGUGGCACCGAGGCCAAAGUUCUCAGCCAAGAAAAGUGGUGUCCCAGUCCAGGAGUUUGGGCGUUCCCUCUCUGUUCCUGGACAACCAAUGCAUCCCAUCAUUUCUACAGCACCUCCAUGGGGACACCAAGCUGCCUAUAAUUAUUCUAGCAAGUCCACUAGUGGGCUAGAGAAAGCAACCAAGAGACCAACCCCCUGGGAAGCAGCAGCCAAGUCUCCCCUUGGUCUAGUGGAUGAAGCCUUUGGACCCAGAAGCAUCCAGGAAUCCAUUGUGGCAAAUGUGGUCUCAGCAGCGCGGAGGAAGAUGCUUCCAGGGCCCCCACAGGAUUGGAAGGAGAAACUGUCCUGUGGUCCUCAAACCCAGAAGGGCAACAGCGGCUCAUUUAGAAAGCAAGAAUAUAAUGUCACAGCCUUAGCAAAUAAUAAUAGUCUAUCCAGCAGUUCCCAAUAUGGUUUCCAGCUGCCAUAUGGGUAUCAUAGGCCAACCUCCAGAAAUGAUUCUGAAAUAAUGUCCCUGGAGACUAGGUCCGAGUACUGUCUUCCAGUAGCUGAUUACAACUAUAACCCACACCCAAGAGGAUGGAGACGCCAAACAUGAAAGAUAUGAGAUCUGAUGAUGUACACACAAUGAUUCUUCUUGAUGCUCCUUUGUAGGGUUUUUGAUGUUUCUGGUAGCUUUGCUUCAC
Messenger RNA from Ochotona curzoniae (black-lipped pika), 3871 nucleotides. RefSeq names its product synaptopodin 2 (gene SYNPO2). Gene Ontology annotation, cellular component: actin cytoskeleton; nucleus; stress fiber. NCBI's taxonomy places the organism in Eukaryota, Metazoa, Chordata, Mammalia, Lagomorpha, Ochotonidae. The transcript is spliced from 5 exons. The record is from RefSeq and is a predicted model, not a curated record. The coding region runs from base 1 to 3783 and encodes 1260 amino acids. Gene Ontology annotation, biological process: positive regulation of actin filament bundle assembly. Gene Ontology annotation, molecular function: actin binding.